AUGACCAAGGACGCGGUGCCACCGUGGCAACCGAUAGCCACCGUUCCCGAGUCGCUCUUCCUGCAAGAAGACUUCCUCUUCGCCCCUUGUUCGGGGACUGCUGCUGCUGCGGACGCAGGGGCCGCCGCCGACACCGAGCGAACGCAACCGUUACCUCCCCUGCCGCCGUUGUCGGUCGAAGCCUGGCAACGCUGCCCGUGGUGGGUGCGACUGGGCGUGCGUCUUCUCAAGGAAAGGGCCGACGGAGAGGGAUCUAGGCUGCAGGAUUACGUCGGGAUGUUGCCUCGUCCAGGCGAGACCGGCGCGCCCGUGAACUGGUCGGCGGAGCAGCUGGAUCGGCUGCACUAUCCCCGCUUGCUGUCACAGAUCAAGCUACAGCGGCGUCUGUUCGAAGGCUUCCGAAAGUUUCUGCUGGCGGAUGCAAGGCGUGGCGACAACGCGCCCAGCACGAGAGAGGGGGACGGCGUCAAUCGCCUGGUAAGCGCGUUGGCAGACCCUGCCAUGUUCAGCUGGGCCCUGGAGUGCGUCUUGAGCCGCGCGUUCCAGCUCCCUCCACGGAGCGCGGCCGCGCUGGUGGUCGAGGAGGGCGAUGAUGUCCCCGUGAAGGCGCCGGAGGUGACGCCGCCUGCGCCCGACGAGAUGAGAAUGGCCCUGCUACCCCUCAUCGAUUCGAUCAACCACUACAGCCGCAUGCCAACGCACAUGUACUGGGAGGCUGACGGCGCCCUUAGCUUAUCAGUGGGUGCUGCGUUCGACCCGGGUGACCAUGCGUUCGCGUCGUACGGCCCGGUGUCCAACGACGACCUGCUGCAGUACUACGGCUUCGUGGAACAAGAUAACCCUUCGGACACAUACGUCCUGGAGGACAUGGGGAAGUGGCUUCGAGAAGACGGUUUGCUAGGGACCGACCUGUCAAGCAGGCUGCUAGCUUGCCCCGCGGCGAGAGACGUGUGGCGCUAUCUCCGACGAGGGGUCAUCCUGCGCGACGCGGUACACCCGGCCACCAUGCAGGCCGUGCGCAUCGUCUCCUGCGAGGCAGCUGGCCUUAGCGCAGGCGACGAGUCGGAGCUGAGUUGGGACGGUACGGAAGCAGGCCUGUCGCGGUUCACCGCCCCGGUAUCGCUCGUCUCGGAGAACGCCGCCUUCGAGCUGCUCAUGCGGUACAGCGCGCGGGAGGCGGACGACUGGGGAAAGGCCGGCGUGGCCGCCGCCCUCGCAGAAGACCCCGCCGCCCCACGCCUGGACGGAGAUCUCGACGGGCUCGGGUUGGACACGGAUCGGCGGCUGAUGUUGUCGGUGUUUAGGCAGGAGAAAAUAGCGCUGCUUCGGGGUAUCGUGGGCAGGCUGACGCACAUGCGGAAGGUCAGCGACUUGUUGAACAGACCCAUCAAGAUGCCUGUGAGCGGGUCGCCCCCUCCCGUGUUGGGGCCCGCUAGUAGGUCGUCGUGAGAACAUGGACGACGACGAAAAUUUUGUGCAAGCUUGGUUGGACGCGGCGCGGGUGAUUAUAUUUUCAGAGUGUUCAAAAGAGGGAAUCCGCGCGCUCUUGAAAAGGCGUU
Ectocarpus siliculosus is the source of this 1559-nucleotide messenger RNA. The record is from the annotation of a GenBank genome assembly. Lineage: Eukaryota; Phaeophyceae; Ectocarpales; Ectocarpaceae.